Molecule: messenger RNA, 1375 nt
Organism: Tachysurus fulvidraco (yellow catfish)
Lineage: Eukaryota; Metazoa; Chordata; Actinopteri; Siluriformes; Bagridae
Product: deoxycytidylate deaminase-like
Exons: 6
Coding region: 567-938 (123 amino acids)
Biological process (GO): dTMP biosynthetic process; dUMP biosynthetic process
Cellular component (GO): cytoplasm
Molecular function (GO): zinc ion binding; dCMP deaminase activity
Source: RefSeq, a predicted model, not a curated record
AGUCUUGAAUCAUAUCAGUUCAUGUAUGUGUGCAUUCUCUACAAACAGUGUGUCUAAUGAAAGCAGUCAUUAAUAAACAAAUAUUCACAAGACAAAGACCAAAUCAAUAAAUGUUGGCACCCACCAUUUCUAGUUUUAAGUCCACGCUAAAGACCCACUUAUUUUCUCUAGCCUUUUCAUGAUUGCCCAGGGUUUUAUGUCUGUUAUAUCUUAUGGUCUAAAACUGGCUAUUUUAUUUUAUUUUAUUUUUGUAAUUCUUAUUUUAGUUUCUUGUACUAUCUUAUUGUGUAUUUUUUAAGCGUAUCUGAAAUAUCAAACGCACUGUGAAUCACUUUGGUCAGCCGUGUGGCUGUUUGUAAAUGUGCUAUAUAAAUAAACUUGAACUUGAACUUGAACUGGAACUCUAUGGGAAAAAUAAAGGUCAUUGGUUCAAAACCCAGGUCCACCAAGUGGACCUGAGCAAGGCCUUUAACCUUAAUUGCUCAGGUGUGUAAACUGAAAUUAAAAAAAAGGAUAAGAUUGUCUGCUAAAUGCUGUAAUUUGUUUAUUUCAGAGUAAGGUGUGUGAUGGCCAGCAAUGGAAAAAGCAUGCAGACACAUGAACAAUAUGAUGAUGAGGUGUUUUACGUGGCUGUUGCUCUGAUGUUUUCCAAGAAGAGCCCUGAUCCUAACACAAAGGUGGGUGCGUGCAUCGUAAAUGAGGAGAGAAAAAUUGUUGGAGUCAUUUUCAAAGCAAUGCCCGAUGGCUGUGAGGAUGAGUUUCCGUGGGAUCUUGAAGCUAAGGACAAACCGGAGCCAGAUAACCUGUAUGUGUGUCAUGCGGAGCUGAAUGCCAUCAUGAAUAAAACCUCAGUGGAUGUGAAAGGAUGCACCAUGUACGUCACUCUGUUUCCCUGUAACGAGUGUGGUACUGUAAGGUCAUCUUCCAGUCAGGUAUAAAAGAGGUGGUUUAUUUAUCCAAUAAACAUCCUAAGUUUGACAAAACAAUAGCUUCUGACCGAAUGCUGAAUGAAGCAGGUAUUGGGCAAAGGCAGUUUGACUUAAAGCAGGAGGUCGCUGACUUGCUGAACUCCAUCGAUCCCUUUGCUGAGUGAAUAAGACCAGGACGGAGCUCUUCACCACAUUUAACGUUCCCAAAAUACUGAGCGGAAAAAAUCCUAGUGAUGUUCAGUAGACUUCAAAGUAAUCGUGGGUGAAAAUGGCUUAAAUACUUCUAUAUAACUGAAAUCUUUGAUGAACUUUAUAUUUAAUCAAACUCUUGAUUUAACUUCUGAUUAUUUUGGUGGAGGGAAAAUUAAGAUCACUAUAUUAACUAUUUCAAAAGAAUCUGUAUUUACUUUCAAAUGACUGAUUAUUAAUUAUUACUAUAUAACUGU